AUGGAGGAAGUAUCUCCGGCGGUUGCUAUGCCUUUCAUGCCAUUUCCCGAAACCCAGAUGGAAUAUUCCGGGAUCAGGUUGGGUAAAAGCUACUGCAACGGCCAAUACCCAACACAAGAUUCCGAGAACGGCGAUUCGAGGGUUCCGUUACCGGAGAGCUCAUGCUCUGUUUCCGGAUCUAGGCAAGUUCUGUCCUCUCGGAUCAAUUCUCCAAACUUAAACAUGAAGCAGGAACCAUCAUCAUCGUCGUCGUCGUCAGAUAUAGUCGCUGACAUAGCCGCCGGAGAGGAGAUCAACGGCUCAGAUGAGAGAUCGACGGUUCAGAGCGAGAAGAAAAUGAUCAGCAGAACAGAGAGCAGGAGCCUGUUCGAAUUCAAGAGUGUGCCUUUAUACGGAGUGACUUCGAUUUGUGGAAGACGACCUGAGAUGGAAGAUGCUGUUUCCACGAUACCCAGAUUCCUUCAAUCCUCGACUAACUCGAUGUUAGAUGGUCGUUUCAAUCCUCUCUCAGCUGCUCAUUUCUUCGGCGUCUACGACGGUCACGGCGGUUCUCAGGUUGCGGAUUAUUGCAGAGAGAGGAUGCAUUUGGCGUUAGCGGAGGAGAUAGCGACGGAGAAGCCGAUGCUCUGCGACGGCGACACGUGGCAGGAGAAGUGGAAGAGGGCUCUGUUCAACGCGUUCCUCCUAGUUGACUCGGAGAUCGAGUCAGUCGCGCCGGAGACUGUCGGGUCAACGUCGGUCGUCGCCGUCGUUUUUCCGACUCACAUCUUCGUCGCUAAUUGCGGCGACUCCAGAGCCGUUCUUUGCCGCGGCAAAACUGCGCUUCCGUUAUCCACUGAUCACAAACCGGAUAGAGAAGAUGAAGCGGCGAGGAUUGAAGCGGCCGGAGGGAAAGUGAUCCAAUGGAACGGAGCUCGUGUGUUCGGUGUUCUCGCCAUGUCGAGAUCCAUUGGGGAUAGAUACUUGAAACCGUCGAUCAUUCCGGAUCCGGAAGUGACGGCUGUGAAGAGAGUGAAAGAAGAUGACUGUCUGAUACUAGCGAGUGACGGUGUUUGGGACGUAAUGACGGAUGAGGAAGCGUGUGAGAUGGCGAGGAAGCGGAUUCUCUUGUGGCACAAGAAGAACGCGGUGGCUGGGGAUGCGUCGUUGCUCACGGACGAGCGGAGGAAGGAAGGGAAAGAUCCGGCGGCCAUGUCGGCGGCUGAGUACUUGUCGAAGCUGGCGUUGCAGAGAGGAAGCAAAGACAACAUAAGCGUGGUGGUUGUUGAUUUGAAGCCUCAGAGGAAACUCAAGCUCAAACCUUUGAGCUGA
This is a messenger RNA of Microthlaspi erraticum, 1311 nucleotides long. NCBI's taxonomy places the organism in Eukaryota, Viridiplantae, Streptophyta, Magnoliopsida, Brassicales, Brassicaceae. The record is from the annotation of a GenBank genome assembly.